Oncorhynchus tshawytscha (Chinook salmon) is the source of this 2984-nucleotide messenger RNA. RefSeq names its product PCNA-interacting partner. The record is from RefSeq and is a predicted model, not a curated record. Lineage: Eukaryota; Metazoa; Chordata; Actinopteri; Salmoniformes; Salmonidae. The coding region runs from base 1798 to 2385 and encodes 195 amino acids. The transcript has 3 exons.
CCGCCCACCCUCCAAGUAAAACCAGGAGACCCGAAUACGAAACAUCGAAUCAGAUGUCCAAACAUUGAAAAAUAAUGUCUUUACGUUCUGUAAUUUCUCCCCGGUAUUGUAUUAUUUAUUUGCUCAGUUGACGCCCCUCAUCUUAUAACUGGCUUCUACACGUUCACAUUUGUACAGCUGUGUUUUUGCUCCCGUUAAUCCAGUGUGUUGCUCUGAGUUGAGUCUGGGGUAUAGAACUACUCCUCUACAAUCGGGGAUUCAAACCGGCAAUCUCCCAGUGACACGUUUUAUGCUUCUCAACAGGGCUCCACCCUCUUGGUUUGAUAAGUAGCUGGUCAGAAGAUGCUCUACUCCUCUGCUUUUGUCUAUCCCUCUGAGGGUUUGCCUGUUUACUGUGUCAUUGUAUAGCAUCCCUAGAUGUGUUCUCUUUUCAUUAUCAGUAGGCCUGGGACAAUACCAGUAUCGCAAUAUUUUUCCAUAGCAAAAAUGAAAACUCAAAGCAGAAUUCUUUGGUCCUUUUUAAAAAUACAUUUUUUUAAAGGAUACAGGUUGUCUGCUGUAGCUUGGAGAGAAAAAUAAAUGUGACAUAUGUUUGUUUCCAACAUUUGGGUUCUUUUCCUAAAGUGAAACACGCUUCAUGUUUUUUUUCCUUGCCAUGAUACUACACUGGUAUCGGCCCAAAUGAUCUUGAUAUAAACGGAUUGAUAUAACCAGCGGAUGUGGAGAGAUUCUCAGUUAGCAGUGUGGUGUUUGCAGCCUGGAAGGCUGUGGGCUUAUCGACUUGCCUCCGUGUACAUGUUUGCUGUUUCCACGAUGUGCUAGUAGAAUUGAGACCUGGUGCUAACAUGCUGUGCUCGUCAGUAACAAGUAUACCGUUCCGCAAAUACAACCUGGAUGUAGAAACUGCUUACUCCUCUAAAAACAAUGACAGUUUGAGAUUUAAAGGGGCUGGGUUGUUCUGUGAAAGACUGCUUGAACCCCUUUCAAACAUGUGUGCUAAACACAUUUUGUGGAAAUGGGCUCCUUUAUUUGAUUGCGCUAGCAGAUGUCACUUUAGCUCCCCACAUUCUGGCCGUCUUCCUGUGAGUGCGCUGUAAUGGUCCCUGGGCGGCUCACCGCUUCCUGAACUCGGCGGGCGGAAGCUUUCUGCAUCCACUUCACUUUAAAGAUGCCAUAUCAGUCACUUAACUCGACUAGUAAGGGAAACUUGAAUGGUUGUUGUCUGCUGAAUGUCUUUAUCAACCCAGGCCCCUGUCCAAUAGUUUCAUCAUACGCUGACGGCAGUCACCUGGCACACGUGCAGAUGGUCACAUUUGAGUUUUUGCAUUGUGGUUAUUUUUUCCAUGCUUUUGUGUGUUUCAGACAGAUUAAACACAGCAAGUUACGUGAGCUUAAUGAUGUAUUGAAUUGCAUAAUUUGGAUGAAUGGUAUGAUAAAUUAUUGAUUGACGUCUCUGUGAUAAUUUGAUCUCUGUAACAAGAUGCCUUUCAAUGCUUUGACUUAUUCCUCUUCACCAUGAAAUGAAAGCUGGCUCAUCAUAAGAGGAGCUGCCAUAAGAACACAAUGUGUCUGCCAACUCCUCACCUAAUAUCCUGAUCUUGCAGGUGGGCUAUUGGGCUUGUGUGCGUGCAUUCAAAAACAAACACCAGACCCGAGAACAGAGCAAUUGCUUGCACCUGCUGUUCCUUGAGGUCUCAUCAGGAUGGGCUUACCUUAGCCUGGCCAGGCCAACCAGUCUAUAGAGGUUGUUUUAGGACAGCCUCAGAAGCGGUGCCCCUUUCCCUGUAAUAGAACUAGAUGCUGCUCUUUCCAGCUGCUGUAAUUGGAUUAAGUGUGAGCUGUAUGUCAGGAGGACGUCAUGUCAGUCUUUUACCUCUUUGCCUGCGUUAUGUUCUCCCCUGUCCGUCAUUAUUUCUGGCUUUAGCGAGGCGUUUUUAUCAGCAUGUAACGAGGGCCAGAUCUCAGUUUGCCUGCACGUACCAGGACGACUCGGAGCCACCCCUCAACCGCGUGCUGGGCUUCCCCAGCAUCAUCCAGGGCCCCACCUGUGUGCAACAGGCUCCCAAGUGGACCCUCACUACUGUGGACUCCACCUCUGCCCAGCUCCUUGACAGCAGAGUGGAGGUUUACCCAGAGGCUGAGAGGAAAGAGGCCCAGCGAGGAGGCACGACCCGGGGGGUUGCCACAGCGCUGGGGCCCAGGAGUGGAGCAGGCGGGGGCGGUCUGAAGACCAACAUCCAGACAGAAGGAAGCAGCAAGGCCUGUAAACGGAAGCUGGUGGAUUGUAGGGAACAUUGUGGGUCAGAGAACCAGCUCCCUCUGAAGAACCCCCCCCCCCACCACUGUAACAUCAACCAAAUUGUCAGGGAAGACAGCCCCGAGUAAGAAGAAACUGAUAAACUGAUUGCCGGACAGGGCAAGCUCACCAGCUUCUUCAGAUUGUAAACUAUUCAUUGUCGUGUUGAAGUAGAAUGCAGUACUAGUAAUGUUUUAUUUAAUCAAUGGUCUGUCUUCUUUGAAGCUGAAUGUUCCUGUAAUCAAUUGCACUUGUUUUUCCCCCAGUGGAGUUUGGCCUGAUUUCAGAGGCUUUAUUGUACUUUCUAUUUAUUUUUUGCCUCUGUUGUGCUUUCCAACAAUUGACAGACAUCAUCAUUUUGAAAGAAAGAUCACCAGCUGUCGUGCGUCUGUGGGAGAGUGUAAUGCAAUGAUGCAGAAGAGCUGUUGAGGCAAUGUGGAAAGUCUGAGAGUGGUUAAAACCCAAGCAGAUCUGUUUGAUAGCUAAACUGCAGGCCAAGCCUCCGCAGAUCAUCUCCCUCUAAGACAAAAGGCCCACCGCUAGACACUUCUCCUCUCUCACAUGCAUCUUCACUACUACUAUCAUAAACAGUAUAGAAUUUCUUAUUUUCUUCACAAUGGUGACUUUCCAAAAGUAGCUAUAUUAUGUGACCCAGAAUUGACACGUACAAUUGUUUUCAGGUUUCUCA